Messenger RNA from Phascolarctos cinereus (koala), 2996 nucleotides. It is a transcript of the gene UBXN2A, whose product is annotated as UBX domain protein 2A. Gene Ontology annotation, biological process: Golgi organization; membrane fusion; autophagosome assembly. The record is from RefSeq and is a predicted model, not a curated record. NCBI's taxonomy places the organism in Eukaryota, Metazoa, Chordata, Mammalia, Diprotodontia, Phascolarctidae. Gene Ontology annotation, molecular function: ubiquitin binding. Gene Ontology annotation, cellular component: nucleus; cytosol.
UCCCGCCUCCCCAUCCCCGCCGGCUCCUGGGUGGGGUCGCAGGCCUCCGACACUCCCCCGCGGGGGCUUGUCCCGGCGCUCGCUCCCGCAGGCUCGCUCCCGCCGCCGGGGCCGCGCAGGCUCGUGCACGUCCAGCCCGGAACCCAGAGGAAGAGGAGGAAGGAUCGGGUCUGGAGAAUCAGGUUGGAGAGUUAGGCGGGAGUCCCGGCGGUGCAGACGCGCGCGGUCGGCCGCGAGCAGCCGGGCCAGAAGGAUGAAAGAGGUGGAAAAGCUGGAAAGCGUCCGAGAAGACUGGGCUUGUGAUGCUGGAGCCGAGGACCAGAGCCUCCAUGGCGGCCCCAAGAGCUGCGAGCUUUUCUUUGACAGCCUCUUGGCAGAAGCCCAGAAAGUCAGCCCCGAGAGCUCGCCCUCAGCUGACAGGACACAGGCUGACGUAAGCAUCAAGCUCUGGAAGAAUGGUUUCACCGUGAAUGAUGAGUUCCACAGUUAUAGGGAUGGGGCCAGCCAGCAGUUCCUGAAUGCCGUCAGAAAGGGAGAGCUGCCUUCAGAGCUGCAAGGGAUGUUUGACAAGGAGGAGGUGGACGUGAAGGUGGAGGAUAAGAAGAAGGAGGUGUACGUGUCCAAGAAGCCCGCCUUCCAGCCCUUCUCAGGGCUGGGCCACCGGCUGGGCAGUGCUACCCCAAGAAUAGUUUCCAAGGUCAGCAGCAGUGACUCUGGGAACCCAAAGGCUCUGAUCUCCGUCCCCUUGAACCCUUUGGAACCUAUCACCAGCAUCCAGAUCUGGUUAGCUGACGGGAAGAGGCUCGUGCAGAGAUUCAAUGUGUCUCACAGGGUGAGCCAUGUCCGAGACUUCAUCAGGAACUAUGAGGGCUCCCACAGGAAUCGGCCCUUCGCCCUGGUCACUGCUCUUCCUGCCCUCAAGCUGCUGGAUGACACCCUCACACUGGAGGAGGCAGAUCUGCAGAAUGCUGUGGUCAUCCAGAGACGCCAAACCACACAGGCCCCUCUCCAAGGCCUGUCCUAGCCCUGACACCGGAUAGCCCACCCUGAGCGGCCCACCAGAGGAAUGGCAUGGGGGUGUGGGGGGCCAGUGAGUGGGAGGUGGGGCAGUAAACCCAGACACAACUACUGCCUGGGGGUUGGGCCCUUCUCCUGCAUUGACCUUUGGGGCAGGUGCUGCUUCCUUCAGAGGGGAUGUGGGUAGCAUGGGCCAGCUGCCUUCUGGGCCUGCUGGCAGGUCAGCCUUUUCCUCCCUGAGACACAGCCUGGGAGCCAGGUGGCGGCUGCUCUGGUGUCCUUAGGAGCAGUGGGAUGUUGCUGUGGACGAUGUGCAUCUUAGAUCUGAUCUGUUCUACAAAUGGCAUUUUUUAGAAAUUGCAGAUGCUUCACUGUCUCCUCCCUUCGGGACUCACUGCCUCUUCCUCUGCCAGACGCCAGGGCUGGCCAAAGCUCCCUGUGGUAAUCCGGCUGGUGACCCACUUCCACAGUUCACCAGGGGUCUCCACCCUCUGGUACCUCCUUGAAGGGCUCGUCAGGAUCCGUCUCUCUGCCUGUCUCUGUCAAAAAGAGAGACUUGCUUCUGCCUGGAGUUCUAAGCAAUGCAGCCGCUGAGCUCCCCAAGAGGCCUCGCGGUGUUCUUUGUGUGAUGAGACUAAGUAGAAAUAAUGAAAUCGGAGUAAGAAGCAGGGGUUAAGCACAGAUAAAUAGGCCUGAGGUGAGGGGCCCCUUCCUCUUUUGUAGGGAGCCCCACAUCUCAGCCUCCACAUAAACAGGAGGCCAAAUCCGAGCAUCCCACAUGGUGCAGGCUACAUCAUGGUCUUCUUCUGUAUGUCUGUGGUCAAGACUCCGUUGUGGACCCCGGGAAAAUGCUGCAAAUAAACCACAAGUCUUUCUCCAGACCUAGGGAAAGGAAAUCAUGUGCAUGUAGCAUGGCUGCCCUUCCACUGGAUUCUCUGGGAAUGUUGGGGCCUACAAACCAGUGGGUCCUCCUCACACCCCACCACCCCCACCUCCUGGAAACUGUCAGGAGGAUAGCCACUACUUAGAGGGCAAAGCAGCUGGAAAUGGUAGUGACACCCAGCCACCAAAGCCACCUGUCCCAGCCCCCUCAGAAGAGGGAGGGAGGCUCAGUGGCUUCUGUCCACGUUUGCUUUCCUCAGGGAUGUGGAGGAGGCCACUUCAUUGGAAGACUGACUUUCCACCAGAUAAACAGCCCUAAUAGUUGCACACCCCACCCACUCACCCCCGCCCCGUCCUGCCCAGCAUCUUCAGUCCCUUCCUGACCUUGGCAGAAUGCCUGGAGGAUGGGCAGCUGCCCUCUUGGGAGGAGGCAGAGGCACCCACCUGCUGCUACACGCUAAGCGGUGUGGCCAGAAUCUCAAGAACGACGCUCAGCCUCUUGGGCAGGAAGUCAGCCUUUUUGGAGCUGUGGGGACUGCUGCUGAUGUGCAUCAUUUCAGGAUCUUUCAGUAAUGAGAAUGAGCCACCUCUGUGCUGAGAGUUACAAAAUGGCAGGCUGGGAGAGCUUUUUGGAAGGAUAAUUGUGAGGAAUGAUCCUGACCUCCGACUGUUGAGAGUAGAGGGAGCCUCCACCGUGCCCGGGGCAGGACUCCAGGGUGACGGCUGACAGCUGCCUGCCAGACAUGCAGCGUGCUGCUCCACAGACCCUGCAUCCGGGGUGUGGUGGCUGCAUCCUUCAAGCCAGACAGACCCAGUAGCAAGACCCUGUCGCUGUGUAUCAGCACGGCCGCAAGUCUGUUGGCCAAUGGUGAGGAGCUGACUUUAGUGCCUUAAAGCGAUCAGGACAGCAACUCAUUGCAAAGGGGGAGGGAUCGUUCCCUUCAGUAAGAAAUGGUUUGUAAGAAAUUCAUUUGAAUCAAUCGAUGUGUGUGUUUCUGAGGACACAGUGACAUGCGCAGCCGCAGCUUCCGCCUGUGCUUGGCGAUUCAUUCAGUAUGGCAACUCGGUGUUUUAAAUAAAUUUAGAAAAAAUGCAAA